Trypanosoma theileri is the source of this 1791-nucleotide messenger RNA. Its product is annotated as putative flagellar radial spoke component. Gene Ontology annotation, cellular component: axoneme; radial spoke. Gene Ontology annotation, biological process: cilium assembly; axoneme assembly; cilium movement involved in cell motility. Lineage: Eukaryota; Euglenozoa; Kinetoplastea; Trypanosomatida; Trypanosomatidae. The coding region runs from base 1 to 1791 and encodes 596 amino acids. The transcript has a single exon. The record is from RefSeq and is a predicted model, not a curated record.
AUGUCCGUUCAACCACAAAAUGCCGAUUUUGAAGAGAUGUUCGCGAGGACAAAGGCGUAUCUUAUGAGUGCCAACAAAGAUGGUGUCAGCGUGUAUGAUCAACUCACAAGAUUGAUGGAGCAGGUGUUGGACGAAAACCCAAAUAACAUCGCUAAUGAUCCAUCAAAGUUCAAUGACAUGUUUACACUUUUGCAGCAGCACAGCUUUGUAAAUGGUCAGAGUACCUCAGCAUGCGAUGAACCUUGCCCUGUUCCACCUUCAGAACUAAAACGUCUUGCAGAAAAUGAUCGUCUUUUUGAACGUCCACCACCUGAAACUGUGACUACAAUAGAGCAGCCAGAUCCAUAUACCACUGUUACAACAACGCGGGUGAAGCCUCGUACUGCUCCCCCAUAUGAUUCUGUCGCUCAGAACAACCUUUACUGGGCUUGGGCAGGAUGUGGAAUGAGUGAAGAAGAAGCUUUUUUAUUGGACAGAUCCAUCACAGUGCUGGCUAUGGAAAAAAAAUUGGAAGAAGUCCGAUUUGUUGGAAAGAUUUUUGGCACAAAAAGCAACUACUAUGCAGUUUCAAGCCGUCGCUAUGUAAAGGAAGGUGAAAAAGUGUACAAAGAGGUGAAUACUAUGCCUCGUCCGGCACGACGAAAGUUGGAAGUCCCAGUGCAACCUGAACCAGGUUUUGUGGGAACAAAUCGCCUUUCUUUUUGGGUUACAUCACACCCUGCUGCAGAGUGGAUUCUUUUACCUGAUGUGACCCCACAACAAAUUUGUGCAGGGAGACGAAUCAAACGACUCUUUAGCGGUGACUUAAAUGCAGCUAUUGUAUCUAGUCCUCCAUUUGAGUGGAAUGAAGCUGUUUAUCUGCGUGUACAGUUGAGUCGUAUUGUAAGCGGUACGUAUAUCUCUCCGCUUGGUGCCCUUGAGGAACCAGAGGAGGAUGCUGAGGAGUAUGAUGAGGAAGAUAUUGAAGAAGAGGAUGCUCCCAAGAAACCCAAAGAAGCCAAGUACCAUCCUCUCACGCAGCCGGUAAAGGGAUUUGCCACUGAAGAGGAGGUUGAUGUUACUCAGUGGGCAAAGCUUGACCAAUGGGUUCACUCAGAAGGCUAUAUUUACGAAAAUGGACGGCAAACAAAGGUACCAGAAAAACCAGAGGAGGAUGAGGAAGAAGAAGAAGAGCAACAACAGCAGCAGCAACAACAAGAUGAUGAAGAAGAAGAAGAACAAGAGGAGGAAGUGGAAGAGGAAGAAGAAAAGGAACUCUUCACUCCUAUUCAAUCAGAUUACCUUUAUGCAGUUAUUAAUAUUCCAGAGGCACCAAAACUUGACGAGGAAGAUGAAGAGGAUGAAGAGGAAGAUGCACAAGAGGAAGUUGCUGAGGUGCCAGAGAACGACGAUGACAUGCCACCAAAGCCUGUUACCGAUGAUGAUGUAUCCGAUGAGGACCCCACUAAGAUGAAGGUGUCAGCGUGGACGGUGCGUGUAGUUAAUAAUAACAGCGUAAAACAUCGUGUGGUGGUGGUACGAUCAUUGCGAUGGCCAGGUUCUGUCGCCUUUGUCGCAGAAAGUGGAAAGAAGUGGGGUUGUGUUUACUUUGGAAAUGGACUUAAGAAGACGGACUUCAGCUUUACGCCUACACUGGCUCCCCCGGUGCUCUCAGAGUGUGCCGACAUCACAGAAGUUCAGGAUCCGACACCUGCUACAGAAAAACUCGUUCGCCGUGGUGAGGAUCCACCAGAGCCAGACUCUGAAGAUGAAGUAGAAGACGAGGAAGGUGAGGAGGUGGAGGACAUGUAA